AUGGCCCCCAAGUUCAAGGACGGGGACACGGUCUUUACUUUUAAUGGGAAAUGGAUUUCAUGGACGCAUACGGCUGUUGCUUAUGCUGCGUUUCUAGGCGCUCUGAUUGUUGGCGUACAGCUGCAUUACCAUAAGAUUGUCCAGAACGAGCAUUAUGGCUAUCCCGACGAGUGGUUCCCGUCCGUUUCCGCGACUAUUGGCGACAGAUACCCUGAGCGUUCGGUCUUCCAGGUCUUUAUCGCGAUCACUUCCGGUCCUCGAUUCGCCCUUGUCUUCCUCUGGUAUAUCCUCACUGCGAGACCCAACUCGGUUCUGCCCAAGUUUGUCCUCGGAGUUGGCCUGUUCAGGACCUUGACGUGCGGAGGAUGGACAUACGUGACCUCGACGGACGACCACAGCUGGCACGAUAUCUCUAUGAUCGCAUACCUGGUGGCUACUAUUCCGUGGACUGUCGGAUGUCUCGCAUUGAGUCCCAAUAACCCUCGGGCUCUCAAGUACCGAAAGACCUUCGCUGGUUUAUUCUUUGCUACAAUUGUUCCGCUAGUAUACUUUUUUAUCCAACACAAAGUCCACAAGGUUGCUGGAGCCUACACGACUUAUGCCUUUUUCGAAUGGGCCCUGAUUCUGUUCGACGUGGGUUUUGAUGCCGUGACUGCUCUUGAUUUUGAAGGUUUUGAGAUUACGGUGAAAGACAUUAAGGGGAUUAGCAGAGGCGGACAGCACGUCGCCCUUGGUGAACGCUUCUUCCUUAUCGAGGCAUUCGAUGCCGCGGCUGACGUCUACAAUGGAUUCGUCUUCUGGUCCACCCUGACUUCUCUUGGGGUUGUGGUUUGGUAUUUCCCCCUAUGGAGCAUGGGACUUUCUGGUUACGAGGCUAUCGUCAUGGCUAGUGUUUCGCCUGUGCUCCUAUGCAUGCCUGGAUUCCGCUCCUUUGCUGUCCGUAAUGUCCGACUAUUCCACCUACUAUCCCUCUCCGGCCUCCUCGCCUACCUCGUCCGAUACCCCCCAUAUCGACUGUUCAUGGUUGGUUUCUCCGUUGCCAUGGGCUGCUUAACAUGGGCUGCUACAUGGUAUGGAGAGCGUAGCCAGCCUGCACGCCUUGAGACGAGAGUGAUUGCCUGGAGCAUCGGACUUCUCGCCUCUAGUGUUAUGAAAUAUGCGUUUUACACAAACAACCCAGUGUGGCCCAUUCUCAACCCAAACAAUGGUGGAUGGAACAAGACAGCGCUUGCCCUCGCCCUACUCUCCGUGCUUCGUUCGACCCGCAGAAAUUAUGUGUCUGGAGAUUAUAUGGCCUCCAACGGCCGCAAGGGUUCCUCGAUUCUCUCCGCUCUCGGGUUCGGUGGACUUAUGUUUGCUAUGCACUCCCUUCUUUCGGAUUCUAGCACGAUGAUUCUAUGGGUGUGGGAAGGUUUCCCUAUCCGUGGUCCAAUUGCGGUGCCUCAUGGAUCUCUCACCAUCCUCGCCAUGGGUGUCGGUGUGUUUUUAGGCAUAACCUAUCCUCGUUUAGCUGGAAGCUGGACUGCCUUUGGCCUGGGAUCUGUUGGCGCCGCGCUAUUGACAGGAAACAGCCAUUGGAUAGGAUUCUACGGCGGCCUCAUGCUUGCAGUCUAUAUUAUGGCCAUUGCCCCUAUUCUCAUCGGCUCCGCUGUACGACACUCCCCUGCGACCGUCUUCGGAUUGGGCUUCUUCGUCUACAAUAUCAUGGUUCUUUUCAGUAUUUGGGUUGUCGCCUACGCUUUUGUGCCUGGCGGACCACUUGUCCGUGAACGCACCGACUGGGUCAUGAUCGCGAUGAUGAUCUUGAUUGGAGCCGGUGUCUUUUCAUCAUCGGUCUCGCAAACCUCGCCAUCCGCCAAAUACAGAAAGCCGGUCGUAAACGCUCGCAAGCAGAAAACCUUUUACCUCUACGUCCUUGGUGCUCUCCAGAUCGUCUCGUUCGCUGUUGGAUUCCUGCGAUUCCCCACCAAUGAUUAUACUCCAUACCAUAAAGACGAGAAGGUGUUGACUGCUGGUAUCUGGACUGUGCAUUUCUCGCUGGACAACGACAUGUGGUCCUCUGAGAGGCGUAUGCGUGACGCGAUCAAGGAACUGGAACUUGAUGUCGUAGGAUUGCUUGAAUCCGACCUUCAAAGAAUUAUCAUGGGUAACCGAGACACCACUCAGUUCCUCGCUGAAGAUCUCGGUAUGUACGUCGACUAUGGCCCUGGUCCAAACAAACACACCUGGGGAUGCGCUCUACUCUCCAAAUUCCCAAUUCUCAACUCGACACACCAUCUCCUUCCCUCGCCCGUUGGUGAACUCGCCCCUGCAAUUCAUGCGACGAUUGACAUGUACGGUGAACAUGUCGAUGUGGUUGUAUUCCACUCUGGCCAGGAAGAAGACCCCGAGGACAGAAGACUUCAGUCGGAAUACCUGUCCAAGCUGAUGGGAUCAUCGGACAAACCCAUGAUCUUGCUCAGCUACCUCGUCACCAAGCCGCUUGAAGGCAACUAUAACACCUACGUUAGCGAGCAGAGUGGAAUGAAAGACAUUGACCCUACCGACUGGGAUCGCUGGUGUGAAUAUAUUCUUUACAAGAAUAUCCGCAAGAUUGGAUAUGCUCGUGUGAGCAGAGGAACGAUUACAGACACCGAACUACAGGUCGGUAAAUUCGCUGUCGGUCAGCCAGAAGGCACGGGAGAACGCAUAACGGAAGACCAAGUACCUGCAGGCAUGAGAUUCCCUGCCAUGUUCCGAGGGGAAGGCGUUCGCGGCCACAGAUAUCAUGUGUUUGACGAGCCUCGAUACUACAACUAA
This is a messenger RNA of Arthroderma uncinatum, 2799 nucleotides long. Its product is annotated as calcofluor white hypersensitive protein. The coding region runs from base 1 to 2799 and encodes 932 amino acids. Gene Ontology annotation, cellular component: endoplasmic reticulum. Gene Ontology annotation, biological process: GPI anchor biosynthetic process; fungal-type cell wall organization. The record is from RefSeq and is a predicted model, not a curated record. The transcript is spliced from 7 exons. Lineage: Eukaryota; Fungi; Ascomycota; Eurotiomycetes; Onygenales; Arthrodermataceae.